This is a messenger RNA of Penaeus vannamei (Pacific white shrimp), 1516 nucleotides long. RefSeq lists its product as uncharacterized. NCBI's taxonomy places the organism in Eukaryota, Metazoa, Arthropoda, Malacostraca, Decapoda, Penaeidae. The record is from RefSeq and is a predicted model, not a curated record.
UCAAAUUAUAAGGAUAGAUGUGCGUUCGUGCGGUGCUCCUGGUCGCCAUGGUUGCCUCGGUGAGGGCGUCUCGAGGUAGCCUCCCGGAGGACGCAAAGGAGGUGGCUUAUCGCGCCCUUGCUUAUGAUCUCGAGGUCAUACUUCAACAGCAUCUCAAUAACUGGAAAUUCCUCACUGAAACGCGUUCAACGAUAGAUAUGGGUGAAGUGUUCGACAAGAAACGUUUCCUGAAUCCUAAAAACGUUCAAAAUCCUAGUCGAAAGGCCAGAGAUGUAAAAUGGCCAAAUUUAGACGCUGCGUCAGUACAGUGUGAUAAGAUUUUCUGCAGUGAAGUGAAGAUGAACAAAACAAAAAACAAACGAGGGAAAGAUGAAGAUACCAGCGGAACACAAGAACGAAAUCGUACCUUUUACCGAGAAAAAACUCAAUCAACUCCCGACCACAGCAGAAACGGAAUGGCAGACACAGACGGAACGUUAGAAAUACGGGAAAACGAAGAAGAACAGGCGAAAGAGAGAGACGAAAGGAGUCUCCACGGAGGCAAGAGGAAGCCGAGAAAUAUCCCCGUGAUGUACAUGCCAGGGAAGAAGACGAAGAGGAAGUGUGUCGCCGCAGGAGGGAUCCUAUCUGGCCACAACGCCUUCAGUUUUCUCAGCUUCGUCACCGGCGUCCUGUCCCUGGUCUUGAAUGUCAACAAUAACAUAAACAAUAACAACGACAACAACAAUCUGAAUGACAACAACGCCAUAUCCAACAACAACGUGGAUGCCAAUGCCAACACGCAGAAUGCCAAUCAGAUCGUCGUGUUUCCACCUGGUCGGAAAAGACGGAGUUUCAGUGACUGGCGAAUCCUGCAACUCAUCAGUCAGCGGCCAUACAAUGCGCGGGAAAAAGACGACGUUGAUUCCAAGCAGCGUGCAACACAGUGCAACAAGGGACUGAGCCAUCAUCACGUGACAGAUGCUAUGACGUCUGGCUUGCGACUCCUAGCGGCUUCGGCUAUUGAGGACCUAGCCAACAGCCUCUCAGAGAGCCAAGAGAUAGUUUUCGACGACUCUUGGCGGCUCCUCAGCAGGGAGAUCCAGCAGGUGAGAGCUAAAGGUGGCUCAGGGGCUCUGCUGGCUUCUGCUGUCAGGGCAAUCUCCCGAGGGUGAUUCAUCUCCGGAAGCAAAGGUGGGCGUGGCCUAAGGAAGCACUUUAUUGGCCAGGUUGUUGAAAUCAUGCGAGGCCCGACCUAAUGAACAUUCACAUGUACGGACAAGCAUAUACACAAAUAUAAAUAGCUAUCAGUAUAGACAUGAUUAUCUACCAGAUAGAUAAAUGUAUAUCUGUCAGACAGAUGAACAUGCAUAUCUACCGGAUAGAUAGAUACAUGUGUAUCAAUCAGAUAGAUAGGCAUGCAUAUCUACCGGGUAGAUAGAUAGAUGACUGUAUCAGAUAGAUAUACAGGUACCGAUUUUUGUGGAGGAGACUCGCAGUUUUGUUAAAAUGAAAAUAAAACCCAUUUGUUACGAUU